AGGUUUUAUUCCACCUACUUGCGUAAAACCCUAAGUGAGAGAAACUGGAUUCUUCAUCUGCUGAAAGUAUCUCUCCGUCCAUCAUUUGGAGCUAGAGCAGGCCUGAUAUGACAAGAUACUUAAGUACAUAUGUGUACAAGGAAGUAUCCUAAAGCAAUGCAGUGCACAUCAUGUUGGAUCUAUCCUCAAAGGACAAAAUGCAACAUUGCGUCGAGUGAGAGGUGAGUUGGUGCAGCCAGCCGGCCGGCCGGCAAGCCGGUCCGAUCAAUAGCAUGGAAGGGACAGGACAACCGGAUUGUUUACGAUCGACUUAGAUUUUCCACAUGCCGGGUUUUCGCUCGCUCCCUCGUUCCCUUCCUCAAUUCCAGCGCUUAGUAAGCGCGCUCGAACCCCAGUCUCCGCUGGAGUACGAUCGAGGACAAACCCACAAGAGCAUGCGGAAGGCGAAGGUCAGGGUUUAGGGCUCGCAGACGGGGAGGCCGUUCCUGUACCGUCUGCACACACACACGCCGAGCGAGUCUUGCGUGCAGGACAAGGCCCAGAUUGUACAGAAAGUCCACGAGUUCGACGGAUGGUCGACGAACCCUGGAAGAAAUUCCAAAUCACAUUCUCCGCCACGCCCAAAGACAGCAUCGGGAUCUAAUUGUGCUGGUGGCAAGAUAUGAUCACCGGAUGUGGUUUCUGUGCCUGGCAAUCAUGUGCAAUAUUCCUCGUCAAUGUGAGCCUCCUGGUUCCAUGCCCUCGCGGCCUAUAUCUGCGGGCUGCGGCCGUCCGCCGAGACCGAGCGAAAUCUGUUGCAUCUUCGGGCCUCGCCGAUCGUGCGUCCACCAUCCCAAUUAUUCGUGAGUCGAUUAUUUGGCUCGGACCGUCGUCGCAGUUGGUCCCCUCGUCCACAACGUGAUUCGGUCCGAUUGUGCUUCCGUGCUUUUGUGCAACGAUUCAGAAUGGACCGCAAUAAAAGUCUCCUCGUUCAGUUUAGGCUCGGAUGAAGAAAUCAUGCUCGGUGGUGAUACGUUUUGAUGAACUCGAGGAACAAUGGAAGGAAGUUCUGGGGCGGGACGUCAUUUUCGUUUUAUCCAUUACAUUGUAUUUUCUUAAAAACUAAUGCAGCACUAGUAGUUGAGAGCAAACCCCAUCGGAUAAGUUGUUUAACAUUGGUGGUUUUACAAGGUAAACAACAAGAGG
This is a messenger RNA of Marchantia polymorpha subsp. ruderalis, 1185 nucleotides long. NCBI's taxonomy places the organism in Eukaryota, Viridiplantae, Streptophyta, Marchantiopsida, Marchantiales, Marchantiaceae. The record is from the annotation of a GenBank genome assembly.